Messenger RNA from Stylophora pistillata, 1404 nucleotides. Its product is annotated as galanin receptor 2a. Gene Ontology annotation, biological process: G protein-coupled receptor signaling pathway. The record is from RefSeq and is a predicted model, not a curated record. Gene Ontology annotation, molecular function: G protein-coupled receptor activity. Gene Ontology annotation, cellular component: membrane. Lineage: Eukaryota; Metazoa; Cnidaria; Anthozoa; Scleractinia; Pocilloporidae.
UUUUUCAGUUGGCUUUUCCCGCGCCUCGGGUAGAUUACACGUUUGUGAUCUGUGUUUGGUUAACCUUGGUCUUACGACACGUUGUCCCUAAGCACUUCUAAGUUUAGCAGUUCGUAACACUUCAGGCUAUUGAAUUUUUCAUAUCUAUUUACACUAGCUAGGCUGUGCGAUCUUGAAGAAAAAUCUAGAAACUGAGUACUGUCUGUCUGUUAACGAAUACCCUGAAGCGCUGUUUUUGUUUUCUUUCAAGACGUAUCGUCAUCGACCGACGUUGUUCAAGAUAGUUUCAGUUUUGCAGUAAGAAAGUAUACUUGGAAGUGCUUGCAUCAUAGCUUUAGAAGGAAAAAAAGAUAACGAUGUUUGUUCGAAAUAACGAGGCCGUGGACGAAGUUGAGAUUACCGGCGUUGGCAAAGAGGGAAGAAAUAUAAGCUGACGCAGUAUGGAGAACACCACGUCAAAGCCUCUAUCAAGCAUGGACCAAGCCUUUUGCGUAACAUUUUGGGUGAUCGCCGUUGUUUCAUUUGUUCUAAACUUGUUGUUCGCCGUUGUACUUGCGAGGAAACCUUCCAUGCUAAAAAGGCCUCAUAAUAUUCUACUGUUCAGUUUGGCCGUUGUUGAUAUGCUAACUGGUGUCUUUCUCGUAGCUACUCCCGGGUAUGCCAUCCCCACAUCGAAAUACCCAGUCCCUCUUGGAUUACGCGGUCAGAUUUUUUGCCGCCUGCUCGCCAACAGAUAUCUCCUGUUUGCAUUGGGAAAAGUUUCCAUCCUCCUCGUGGCCUGCCUCGCCUUUGAACGAUGGUAUUGUGUGUUAAGGCCAUUCAAAUACAAGCAUCAAUUUAAAAGAAAGCGUACCAUCGUUUAUGUUUUCAUCGCGUUUAUGAUCACUUGCAUUCUAUCCAUGAAUAAGUUGUUCGAAACGAGCUUAGAUGGUAGCAAGUGUGUCACUGAUAAAGCUCCGUUUGGAAUUGACGGUACUCGGGCGUUUGUCAUCGUCUACAGUUUUGUGGCAUUUUACAUACCCUGUUUGUUAACAUGGCUCACAUUUGGCCAUAUUAAGCUAAAUCUCCCCUCAUCCCCUGGGGAAAGCGCUGAGAACGUAAACAAACGAAGGCGAAUGGACAUGUUACUGCGCAUGUGCGCUGUAACCGCAGCAGCCAUGACAGUGUGUGGUUUUCCUUCGCAGACCAAUUACAUUCUAAGCUUUUUUGGCCUUACAGAAGUUAAAAGCCCGCUGCAUAAGGCGUUUAAUGUUCUGGUGUUUGUUAAUUCAUGCAUGAAUCCGUUGAUAUACUGCCUUACCAACAAGGAUUACAGGAGAGAGUUCAAAAAGCUUCUUGGAUGCCACAGAGGUAACGAAAUAUCUCCAGAAACCGACCACGGCACCACUCUGGCCUGAGUUCAAG